AUGGCUGCUAUUUUACGGUUUAACAAAAGAUGGUUGUUGCUGAUAGGUGGCAUAAUUAUCUUGAGCUUAACCUGUAUUUUGCUAAAGUUAAAUGGGUCACCCGCAUACCCAGCCCCACCUCUUCCUAUACGUGAUUCUCCUUCAUAUUGGCCAACCCCCAUAGAACAAGCUUUCUGUCGACCCAAGAUCUAUGUAUAUAAGGCACCCGAGAGCUUUCAAGUAUCUCGAGAUAUACAAGAACAAAAGUGUCAUGAAUCCAACUACAACUCAGAGAUCAUCCUUCAUAAUCAGCUUGUCGAUCUCAGCAGUCCAAUCUACCAACACUACGUUACUGAAAACCCUGAAGAAGCAGACUUCUUUUUUAUCCCCUUUUUUGGUGCUUGUUACCUGUAUAAUUGCUGGGGAAACAAUGGCUGGAAUUGGGAUGCACGCUGUGAUAUCGAUCAGUUGUAUGUGGAUCCAAUGAUGGAUAUGGUUAUCCAUGACUUUCCUUACUGGAACAAGUCUGAAGGAAAGAACCAUAUCAUGAUUCACCCUAUGGACAAGACAUUUACUUAUUAUGAACAUCAUUCAAGAUUUCAGCCUGCUAUUUUCCUCAAGACAGUAGGAGACAAGCGACAGAAAUGGAUGCAUAGACACCGUUACCAUAGAGAUAUUGUGAUACCAUCUUCUACCCGUAUGAUUCAUCAUUUACAGGUCAAUCCUCUUGACUAUCUUACAACAGAGGGUCAUCCCAAAUCAGGUAAACGCGAUAUCUUUGUACUCUUUCAAGGCUGCUGUCCAGAUGUCAAACCAGAAGAUGAGUAUUCAAAUGGCAUUCGUUCCUUAUUUUUUGAACACUUUCAACAUUAUCCUGGCUAUGAAAUUGGUCAAGUCAUUGCUGAUCUAGAUUAUCUCAACAAGCUAUCUCGAGCGAAAUAUGGUCUAAGUCCAAUGGGAUGGACAUUGGAUACAACACGUAUUUGGGAAUUCAUGGCAUUUGGUGUUGUACCUGUAGUAAUUGCAGAUGGUAUCAUUGAGCCUUUUGAAUUUGAUGUUGAUUGGGAUUCUUUUAUUGUUCGUAUCCGUCGAGAUGAAGUCCAUCGUUUAGAUGAAAUCUUGAGGGGAAUUGAUGAACAAACCUAUGAAUACAAGCGUAAAAAACUAUGGGAAUACGGUCGCCGAGUAGGACUCGAAAUGGAUGCCUGGCAUUUUAUUGUGCGUGAUUUAUGUAGAAUGGAGAACAUCAAUGCUCCUGUAAACCUCGGGUUAGGUUAUUAA
Gilbertella persicaria is the source of this 1260-nucleotide messenger RNA. Its product is annotated as exostosin family-domain-containing protein. The record is from RefSeq and is a predicted model, not a curated record. Gene Ontology annotation, molecular function: glycosyltransferase activity. The transcript has a single exon. The coding region runs from base 1 to 1260 and encodes 419 amino acids. Lineage: Eukaryota; Fungi; Mucoromycota; Mucoromycetes; Mucorales; Choanephoraceae.